AUGGUUAAGGGGGAUCCUGACUCAGCUCCAGUGCCAUCCACUGUGGUUUGCAUCAACAGCGAUCCUGACUCAGCUCCAAUGCCAUCCACUGUGGUUAGCAUCAACAGUGAUGUUAUCCAGCCGGAUUACGUUGCCUGGUCUACAUUUAACACAGUGUUCAUGAAUAGCUGCUGCCUGGGUUUCAUUGCCUACAUCUACUCGGUGAAGUCCAGGGACCGGAAGAUGGUGGGCGACAUGAUUGGGGCCCAAGCCCAUGCUUCAACUGCCAAGACUCUGAACAUCCUUGCUCUGACCAUCUCCGUCAUCUUCUACAUCAUGCUUAUCGUUUUACACAGACUAAAAUUACUAGGCAGCUAA
Messenger RNA from Mus pahari (shrew mouse), 357 nucleotides. RefSeq names its product interferon-induced transmembrane protein 3-like. Gene Ontology annotation, cellular component: plasma membrane. NCBI's taxonomy places the organism in Eukaryota, Metazoa, Chordata, Mammalia, Rodentia, Muridae. Bases 1 to 357 code for a protein of 118 amino acids. Gene Ontology annotation, biological process: response to type II interferon; response to interferon-alpha; response to interferon-beta. The transcript is spliced from 2 exons. The record is from RefSeq and is a predicted model, not a curated record.